Molecule: messenger RNA, 3916 nt
Organism: Cadophora gregata
Lineage: Eukaryota; Fungi; Ascomycota; Leotiomycetes; Helotiales; Ploettnerulaceae
Gene: PMA1
Product: plasma membrane H+-ATPase
Exons: 1
Coding region: 1387-3417 (676 amino acids)
Biological process (GO): proton export across plasma membrane; regulation of intracellular pH
Cellular component (GO): plasma membrane
Molecular function (GO): P-type proton-exporting transporter activity; ATP hydrolysis activity; ATP binding
Source: RefSeq, a predicted model, not a curated record
CAUGUACGGCAUUGUUUAUUUGUGGAUGUGGAUGCUCAUUGUUUGGAACCGAAUCGUGCUAAGAAGUUAAGCGAGAUUCCUAGGUUGCUCCUUCCCUUUCCCAACCCACCACUAGCGCGGGGCUGCAAUACUUCUUUCCCACUACCUUUUUCCAAUCUCGCACUCUGACUUGAAUUCAUCACCUCAUUCACGUCGUCGUCCCUUCAACCUCGACACUCUCUCCUCCUCAAACGAGAUUCUCUCUCACGGUCCUGGAAGCUUGCUCCAACACCGAACGCGUCUCUUUGUCCUGACCUCGAUUCCUAUCCCUCCCAAUCUUUUCCACAGUUCUUGUACUAGAUUGAGCAUCAAAAUAUCCUGUUCCCUGGAGCUUAGAGCUCUCUAACCGCGCAACAUGGCGGACACAAACGGUGCAACAGGUACGCACAACAACAUCAAUUCGUCCGACAACCCAAAUCACUUGAACACCACUAUCGAGUCCGGCACCUUCGACGAGAAGACCAACCAUUCUGACGACCCUACACCUGCAAAGAAGCCAAAUGAGGAUGAAGAGGAGGAUGAGGAUAUGGAUGCUCUGAUCGACGAGCUCGAAUCACAAGACGGUCAUGCCGAGGACGACGAGGAAGAGAACCAGGCCAGCGCUGCUACUGGACGUGUCGUUUCUGAGGACCAACUCCAAACCGACCCUAGUAUUGGUCUUACAGAGGCUGAGGUUCAGCACCGCCGCAAGAAAUAUGGCAUGAACCAGAUGAAGGAGGAAAAGGAGAACUUGAUCCUCAAGUUUCUCGGAUACUUCGUCGGCCCUAUUCAAUUCGUCAUGGAGGUAUGUUGAGAGUUCAUUUCUGAAUUUCCGAUUGUGAUGCCUUUCCUGUGUUGUCUGUUGGUCGCCGGGGCAUUUCUCCUCAUAUCUUACCCCACACGCCGCACACCUGCCUGUUUUGCGAGGUGCAGAGUAGCUUUCUUUGGCGUGUACCGUGCUAACAACAUUAUGUAUGAUAGGCUGCUGCUGUACUCGCUGCAGGUCUCGAAGACUGGGUCGAUUUUGGAGUCAUCUGUGCCCUGCUUCUCCUCAAUGCCUCAGUUGGAUUCAUCCAGGAAUUCCAAGCUGGUUCAAUUGUCGACGAACUGAAGAAGACCCUCGCUUUAAAGGCUGUUGUUCUGCGUGAUGGCCGUCUCUUCGAAAUUGAGGCUCCAGAAGUCGUCCCUGGUGACAUACUCCAAAUUGAAGAAGUAAGCCGACCUCUUAUCCAUGGGGCAACUUGAUACUGACAGAACUUCCAAUAGGGCACCAUUAUCCCUGCAGAUGGCCGUAUCGUUACACAAGACGCUUUCCUCCAAGUUGACCAAUCUGCCAUUACUGGUGAAUCUCUUGCAGUCGAUAAGCACAUGAAUGAUCAAUGCUACGCUAGCUCUGGCGUCAAGCGUGGUGAGGCCUUCAUGGUGAUCACUGCCACUGGUGACAAUACUUUCGUCGGUCGUGCUGCUGCUCUAGUCGGUCAAGCUUCUGGUGCAACUGGCCACUUUACUGAGGUCUUGAAUGGUAUCGGUACGGUUCUCUUAAUCCUUGUCAUUUUCACCAACUUGAUCGUUUGGAUUUCAUCCUUCUAUCGAUCCAACCCUAUUGUCCUCAUUCUUGAGUACACUCUCGCAAUCACGAUCAUCGGUGUCCCAGUUGGUCUUCCAGCUGUUGUUACAACUACCAUGGCCGUUGGUGCUGCUUACCUGGCGAAGAAGAAGGCUAUUGUACAAAAGCUCUCUGCUAUCGAAUCCUUGGCUGGUGUGGAGAUCCUCUGCUCUGACAAGACCGGCACAUUGACGAAGAAUAAGCUGUCUCUUGCCGAGCCAUUCACAGUUUCUGGUGUCGAGCCUGAUGAUCUCAUGCUUACUGCUUGUCUUGCUGCCUCUCGCAAGAAGAAGGGAAUCGAUGCCAUCGACAAGGCUUUCUUGAAGGCUCUUCGUUACUAUCCCCGCGCCAAGUCUGUUCUAUCCAAGUACAAGGUCAUUGAGUUCCAUCCAUUUGACCCCGUUUCCAAGAAGGUCACGGCAGUUGUCGAGUCUCCCCAAGGCGAGAGAAUUAUCUGCGUCAAAGGUGCACCACUUUUCGUGCUCAAGACGGUCGAGGAAGACCAUCCCAUUCCAGCGGAAAUUGACCAAGCCUACAAGAACAAGGUCGCUGAAUUUGCUACUCGUGGUUUUCGCUCUUUGGGAGUUGCACGCAAGCGUGGUCAGGGCUCCUGGGAAAUCCUUGGAAUUAUGCCUUGCUCUGAUCCUCCUCGCCACGACACAGCCCGCACUAUCAAUGAAGCCAAAACCCUUGGUCUCUCAAUCAAGAUGUUGACUGGAGAUGCUGUCGGUAUUGCUCGUGAAACUUCCCGUCAACUCGGUCUUGGAACAAACAUUUACAAUGCAGAGCGUCUCGGUCUCGGCGGUGGUGGAGAUAUGCCGGGCUCUGAGGUCUACGACUUCGUUGAGGCUGCUGAUGGAUUUGCUGAAGUCUUCCCUCAACACAAGUACAAUGUGGUCGAGAUUCUCCAACAGCGUGGUUACCUCGUUGCUAUGACCGGCGACGGUGUCAAUGAUGCACCAUCUCUGAAGAAGGCUGAUACAGGAAUUGCCGUCGAAGGUGCUUCCGAUGCUGCUCGCUCAGCUGCCGACAUCGUCUUCUUGGCUCCAGGUCUCGGUGCUAUCAUUGAUGCUCUCAAGACCUCCCGACAAAUCUUUCACCGCAUGUACGCUUACGUUGUGUACCGUAUCGCCUUGUCCAUCCACCUGGAAAUUUUCCUCGGUCUCUGGAUUGCCAUUUUGAACAGAUCUCUCAAUAUCGAGUUGAUUGUCUUCAUUGCCAUCUUCGCUGAUGUCGCAACCUUGGCGAUUGCAUACGAUAAUGCCCCAUUCUCGAAGGUUCCAGUCAAAUGGAACUUGCCUAAGCUAUGGGGUAUGUCGGUACUGCUCGGUGUCGUUCUUGCUGUUGGCACCUGGAUCACUCUCACUACCAUGAUUGCGCGCGGAGAGAAUGGAGGCAUUGUUCAGAAUUUCGGCAAUCUCGAUGCAGUUGUCUUCCUUGAGAUCUCCCUCACUGAGAAUUGGCUGAUCUUCAUCACUCGUGCCAAUGGUCCUUUCUGGUCAUCGCUCCCUUCAUGGCAAUUGGCAGGUGCCAUCUUUUUAGUUGACAUCCUUGCUACGUUGUUCACGCUCUUCGGCUGGUUCCUUGACAGUAAUACUUCCAUCGUAGCCGUUGUCCGUGUUUGGGUAUUUUCUUUCGGCGUCUUCUGCAUCCUGGGAGGCGUUUAUUAUCUCCUCCAAGAUAGCACUGGCUUCGACAGCCUCAUGCACGGAAAGUCUCCAAAGAAAACCCCCAAGCAGCGCUCACUUGAGGAUUUCGGUAAGUUCUUCUCAUUCCUCUUCCUUCACUCGUAGCUGACUGUUUAAUAGUCGUCUCACUUCAACGUGUAUCGACGCAACACGCGCAACAUGAGAAGUCCGCCUAGAUAUGGACAAAUCACGAGCUGACGCAUAGCGAAUUUGAUGGUUGGUGUCUGGUAAAUGGUGUUUCUUCAAUUUUUGUGGUUUGCACACCCUUUCCAGUUCUUGCACUGUGCAGCCUUGGACGGGGCGUCUGGUUUGUGUGACGCUUUUACUACUCCUACUCCCUAUGAAUGCCUUUGUACUCUUCACUCUAAGGAUGAAAGAGGUAGCUGAAGUGUAUUACUUGGGGAGGAGUAAGAAGCGGUGGCGGUCAUUUUUGUUGUCCGCUUGCAUCAUACCCGAACUUGCAUGUUUCCCUCCCAAAAGUAGAUAGAAAAUCCAACUCAAGUUAAUAAAAUGAUAAUGUGCUUCGCGGAUGUAAUGUGAGGCGGACUGUUGUGGGGGCGACGAAUGAGAAAGUGAAGAGAAUCUGGAUGAAGUGGAGAUGCAG